UUCCGCCGCUGCUUGCGUUCGUCACAAUCACUCACGCCUCAAUUGAUUCCACACGUGACAAAUUUGGGGUGUCUGUCCCAAGUAUCAGGAACGAUGGCAACCCUAGAUAGCGUGGAGCAGGAUUGGAGGGAGAUUAUGGCUUCUAAGGCAAGUAAGUGGAAUAAGAGGUCUCGACGGUUAUCACAUCUCACGAUAUCGACGCACUCCCCACCGCCGAGAUCCAGGAGUCCGGUAGAUGAUAUGGACGAGGUUGAAAUGGAUGAUUCCUCAUGGAGUGAGACGGAGAGCAGUGUCAGUACUGGCUUCUCAAGGAGUGUGAGGUCUAGAGCCACGACGCUGUCAGUCUAUUCCGGCAUUUCAUGCAGCAGCGAGGAAGAUCUCGACCUGGAUGGACGAGACGGAAAUUUCUUCACCUCAUUGGAUGACGACGACGAUGUAUCGACAACGUCAGAAGUUCCAGAGCCUCUCUAUGACCCACCUCCCUCCGCUCUAAACUCUGCACAGUACAAGAAAUGGGUCGAGGACGACCUCGGACUUCGCUCCUUCCCCACAAAGCACGUUGACUAUUUAUCUCAUGAUUGGCGCGAAGUAGAUAUCUGGGCCUCUUGGCGACAUCUCAUGUCCAAGAAAACAUCUUACAAUAAUGAGAAGAGACUGGAGAAUGCUUGCUGGCGAGUAUGGGGGAAGAAAAGAUAUGACCUGAAAACGGUUUCGCCCGAGUCUCUCAACUGGUUGAAAGAUUGUGACGUGACCUGGCUGUAUGGCCCGCUCCAACCUGGACCUAUCGAGUCAUUGAAAGCACUAUCUUUGGAAGAUGUUCCAGCACCUUCUGAUCGACGAGAAGGGCGUGAAGAUAUGCUCGAUCUCAAGCCAAUCUUGAAACGCCGAAGCGUGUCUGAGAAGAUGCUCGUACGCUCGUUGCUGUCUGCUUCGCUUCUCAAGCAAGCCACAGCAGCUGUCGAGGCUGAACGAUCGGCCCGGGCUCGGUCUCUGCCAGUUCUACCUAUUCUCGAAACGGCCGAGUAUCAUAAGUCUGUACGUCCAACGACUCCAGCGCUUAGCAGAUCCUCUUCUACCGCAUCGCUGAGACCAUUACUAUCCCACGGCAUGCCAGACAAGAAGCGGAUACAUUUCCAGGAGCAAGUGGAUCAAUGCAUAGCUCUGGAAAACAGCGAAAGCGAGUCAGACUCCCGCGGAGGGGCAUCAGAAUCAGAUAGUGAUUCCGAUGGCGGAGUGAAGGUCGCCAGAAGAACACCAUUCAGCAGAACAAAUAGUCGAUCGAGUAGAAGUGCCGAGAGAAGGAAAAGAAUCAUUGCGAAGUUGCCCUCGACGACCCUCCAUUAUAGCGAUGAAGAUGCAGAGCUGGUAGCGAAAAGCUGGCAGAGGUCCAAAGCUUCUCCGCCACCAUCACCGUCUCCAGAGGCGUUAAGUCCCUCAUUACCCGCUACAAACUUUAUGCUUGAUAUCGAAGGCAACGAAGAUGUCAUGGGAUGGAGCCUCGACGGUCCAUCAUUGGGAGCAGAAGACCGGGCAGACAAAGACGAGAUGUACAUUCUGCAGCAGAUUCUGCCAUCGAAGAACGACCUCCAUUUCCCAUGUCUUGUAUGCAAGGACUCAUCCCGGAUGUAUCCGAGUCAGGGUAGGAUAUUUGAGAGUCGCAAUGACUGGCUAGUUCAUCUAUGGACAGUACACCAGGACCCGUUGACAUGGGCACCUACCACCUGUCUUUGGGAAGGCUGCAAUUCUGACCAUAAAUUCAGAACUGCUGAGCUAUGGCUAGGUCAUGUCCGCACUCUCCAUUCCGGCCGACAGCACAAACGACAAAAGACAAUGCCGUUUGAGGAUGACAGCGAUACUUUUUCGCCGUUUGAAAAUGACAAGCACACUGAACCCCACGGAGGACUUGAGUUGGGCAGAAAGGUUUUCGGUGCUCUUACGACUGCAAAAGAUAUUGGGUCUUUUCUCUUGCACUCCGCUGGUGAUCCCCUUGCUGCUCAUGUAGAGUGGCUGAGGCGGUCCAAAGCAACGAACGAACUCGAAGAGGAUUCGCGUGUGGAAGCACCCCAGUCCAGCAAUAUGCAGUAUUUCCGCAACCUUGCUCGAAAGAUUCUGGGUAUUCCGAUAGACAAUCAAGCAACGCGUGACCAAGGUGAGAAUCCAGAUCAAGAGGCUUUGGUUGAACGACUUGCCGAGACCCUCAGUCUAUACGAGGUCGACAUUAGCCAUAUAGAUGACAUAUCCGAUUUAGAGGGACCUACAGACAGUACAAGCGACUCGGCAGUUCCCGAAAAAGAAGGGAAAGCUCGAAUGUCGGCGUUAUAUUCUAUGCUUGUCGCUAUACGCCAGAGUCUCAUCCAAAUUACGCCUCCAUCUGAAGUCACCAAUGGUGGUGUGGGAAGUGAAGAGCUACCGAGCUCAUCAGACUCACCCGAGGGGUCGGAUACUACGAUUGUCCCUUCCGAGUCCUUACUUCUAGGUCGAGACACGCCUCUGUCCAUGGUACUACCUAUCAGAAAUACAAUGACCCCGGAAGGAAAAGAUGACCAUACCGAGACCGAAGAAGAAGAGACGACAGAUUACGACAGCAGUGAGCUGGAAGACCUUCCUAGUGACGCAAGUGCCUGCGGUGACCUAAGUGAUGCUUCCGAGGAGAACAUCGCUCCUCAUGGGGAAAGCCUAUCAUUGGCCUUGGAGCCAAUGAGACAGGCACUGGUUGAUCGUGUCAUGGAUGAGUUCUGGAUUCUCUUCAACCAGAACUUCGAUUCGGGUUUCAGAGCACACGCUGGUGGGUCACGGAAUUCAUCCAGCCCUUCCAACGCAAGUCUCAUAACUAGUGCGGCUACUACGCCUCAAUCGAGCCAACCGCGAAAACGACAACGGGAUGAUGAGAUGGGAUCAGAUGACGAGGAUGGAAAUAUGUCGAGAAAGCCGAAGCGGAACUCGGGUCCAAGUGAUGAGUUAGGGGACCGUAAAAGAUUCGCUUGCCCCUUUCGAAAACACGAUUCGAGACGGUAUAGCACAUACUCUUAUAGAGUUUGUGCACUCUCUCAUUGGGACUCAAUUGCUCGUGUCAAGGAACAUAUUUAUCGCUGUCACCGAAUGCCAACUCACUGUAAGAGGUGUUGGAAGCCAUUCAAAAAUCAGGAGCAACUAGACACCCAUUUGACAGUCGAUAUUGCUGCUAUGUGCGAACUUGUUCCAGGUCACCCUCCUGAAGGCAUCACAACAGAUCAGGAGCGUCGUCUGCGAAGCAGGAAGAAGAGUUCUCGUGACCAGAGUGACGAAGGAAGGUGGCGAGAAAUGUACCAGUUACUGUUUCCUGGCGAAGAAGUACCUUCACCAUAUUUCGAACCAAUACGCGAUGAAAUGCCUGGUUCACCUGAUUCGCGUGAUCUCGCCAAUUAUGAAGACUAUAUGAGACGAGAAUUACCCCGACUAGUUAGAACCAAUAUCGAAGAUGUGGUUCGGAGAGACAUGCAACCUUUGGAAGCAGCUCUGAUAGGAAACUUGGUUGGUAUCAUCCAAGACUGUCAAGACCGACUGUUCCGCGGAUAUCGACAGAUGAGAGGCGAUGGAGCGGAGGCAAGUGCGUCACCGGUCUUGACCAAUGUCCCAUCUUUCACUGGAUCUUUCGGCGAGACUGGGGCCUCUCUCACCGACCAACAAUCACAGCUCCUUCAAGCCGCCUUUCAGCCUCCUCCACCUGCACCUUCUGAUCUAGGUAAUCAGAUACCGGGGAUUCAUCUAGAUAGGACGACUAGUCUGCACCACCAGCCUUCGCUAGACAUGAUCCUCUCGGAUUCAGGCUAUGCGAGUGAGCUCCCACAUUUCUGCGACUGUCCUGGUCCAGAAUGUACUUGCUCUGGUGGGACCUUGAACUCCUAUACACGUGAUGGAUUGAGCAACUUGAACUCGAACGAUAUAUUUGGCUUUGAAGAAGGUACAACAAAUAUGCAAUGGGAUGGAUGGGAUGUCUUUCCGAAUUGGGACUCACUGAAUUCAGUAGGAGGAGGAUUCAAUUCAUAAUGAGAGCGUUCACGUGAUGAUAUAUGGUUUGAUGUUUGGCUUUAUAAUGAACAAGCUGAGUGCUUUAGAUAUGACAUAAUGCAUAAUAACAGUUCUUACAAGACUGCGUGGCUUCAUAGAGUGGUUCU
Molecule: messenger RNA, 4154 nt
Organism: Mollisia scopiformis
Lineage: Eukaryota; Fungi; Ascomycota; Leotiomycetes; Helotiales; Mollisiaceae
Exons: 5
Coding region: 94-4026 (1310 amino acids)
Source: RefSeq, a predicted model, not a curated record